AACAGAGCAGGGAGAGUUUCAGAGUCACUUAUGUUCCAGCUCACUUCUCCAGACUCUCUAGGAUCAGGCCGGUCUCCCUGAGGACUCGGAUCAGGUGGCCUGAGGAGAAGGAGAAGAAGAGGGGAAAGCAGAAGAAGAGAAGGAGCACUGAACCACCUCAGACGGGGAACUGAGGAAAGAGAAAUUAGAGAGACAAAGGCAAUCACAGGUCUCGUAUCACAGGGACGCAUUCUCUCCUGGACCAGUCUCGGCACGAGGGUGUUGCUGUCUUCACCGAUGCUCGACAGACUAGAAUAGCAAAAUAAGGCUGUACGAGCUUCCCACUAGAUCUUUCUCAGCAACGGUUCUGCUCACCCUCUCAGGCACAGGCUGAGGGUGUGUCUUCCCCUGUCCAGGGAUGGCCAACGAAGUGACCUACGCCGACCUAAAGUUUCGGGAUUCCCCCGUGGCCCAGAGGAUCCAGGAGUUUGACAACAUCCAAGAAAUAGAGCACCCUGCCCCGUCUCCUGCAUGGCGCUGGUCUGCGCUGGGUCUGCUCACCCUCUGCGUGCUGCUGCUGCUUGGACUGGCCUCCUUGGGGAUCCUGUUUUUCCAGGCAAAGAAGAAUAUAGAGCAGUUGACUGGGGUGGAGAAAAACCUGUCGCUUCAGCUGGACAUCAGUGCAAAUAUCUCUAAGGAGAAGGACUUGAUCCAGUCCAAUCAUUCAUUUGCCCUGAAGAAGGUGGCCACCAAACUCUGCAGAGAACUGACCAGUAUCAAGCAAGACCACGCCUGCAAGCCCUGUCCAGAGAAUUGGCACUGGCACAGGGACAGCUGCUACUGGAAAACUUCUGUACUCAACUUGGAUGAGAGCAGGAAGGUAUGUGCUGAAAGAAACUCCAGCCUAGUGAAGAUCGAAAACAAGGAAGAAUUGGUCUAUGUAGCAUCCAAGCUAAAAGCAUACCACUGGUUGGGUUUAACCCGAAACAUAAGCAGCGACCAGUGGGUGUGGGAAGACGGCUCAACUCUCUCUCCUGAUCUUAUUGAAAUAUUCCCAGAGAGGAAUCAAAGAAACUGGAAGUGUGCUUUUGCCUAUCUUCAUAAAUUUCUUCUGGAUAAUUGUAAUGGAAAUCAUCCCUCUAUCUGUGAAAAGGCAGCUGGUCCUGUGAAGAUGAGCUGGUGAAUUAUGCAGUGCUUAUGAAACCGGAGGCAAGCUGAGCUGGACCCAGAAGAUCUCUGUGGGCAUCUGAGGGCCAGGAUGCAGAACAGAGAAGGUGGUGCUGGGAGUCUUGCUGGCUUUGUCCUCUCUCAGCCAGAACUUUCACUGUUAAGACACUUCCUGAUUGGUGGUUCCUUGCCUUUUUUUUCCAAAACAUCUCAUUUCUCCGUGUCCCAGGUUUCACCUUCCAAACCUUCCUGCCCACUCCACUUGUGAGGCCUUAUCCAACUGCUGGAUUUCUCCUCCCUCCCGACAUACACACACCAUGCACACACUCAGGCAAAUACAAAAAAAAAACCCCACACAAACACACAAGCAUUCUGAUGGUCCAGUCUUCUCACCUUCUUAGGGCACAUUCCCGGAAAGUCACCUGUCUAUUCCUUAGGACCCUUCCCUGAGGGAAGCCUAUAUUCCAUCCGUGGGACACCAUUUACUCUCACUUUCCAUCAGCUGUAAUAACUAAUUGCAAAGGAAAGAUUUAGUCAAGGAGACAAGAGGUAUUUAAUUUAAUCAUUAUGACAGGAAGUGAGAUGCAGACAUAAACAUGGUUCCCAAAAAGGACAGAACUGUAAGAAAUACCAUUUAUCUGAGGGUGGAGUUUCCUCAGCCUGACCUAGCAAGGAAGGACUAUCGAUGGUGGGAUCACAGGGCAUCUGCCAAGGGAAGUGGAGCAGGGUUUCAGAGGAUUGGUAAAGAUGAUGGAUAACAUGAUUUUCUCCAAAUCUGAUUUAAGGUUCUAGUAUGCAAUUGCUGCUACUGUUGAAAUCCCUGUAACUAGCAAGUUCUGGUCAUCAGUUCAUGACCAAAGUGAGUUCCAAAGUCAUUGCUAUUAGAGGAAUGUGCUACUUUGAAUGGACUGGCCAUCCAAGAGAGAAGGCUUAACCUUUGCCAUUUGACCCCAGAUCCAGCUUCCAGACCUUGGGGGAGCAGGACUAGUUGUGGAAGCCCAAUUGCUUCCCAAACCGUUGGAGGGACCAGAUUUAAAGUAUGUUGGAUGGGGGCAGGAAGCCCCCGGACAACUGUGGGGGUUGUCAGUGGGAGCCACAAGCCCCCCACCCCCAGAAACAGCUCUGAUAAAGUACUGGCCAAUUGGAGAGCUCUACUCUAGCUGAGAAGAAGCUCUCCAAAAGAGAUCGGUACGUCAUGAACGUCAAAACCCACUCCAACUCACACACACAUACACACACACACACACACUCUUCAUGAAGGAAAGAAGAAGAAAUCCCCCUCUUCAGGUUCUAGUUAACUAGCAACGUGUUGACUUGCAAUGGACUACAUUGCCCAUAGGUGGGUCUGAUACUGAGUAGACAAUGGGAUCCCAUUGACCAGUCAUUGGGGGUCCCAGUGGGGCCAGAAACUGACCCUGGGUUCCCAUCUCAUCGUCCAAUCUCUGCCUAGAACCGAUGGUCACCACUCAGCCCAACUACCUUGUUGCUGUCCCAGAGUAAAACAAAUCAGAAGCACGGGAGGGGCACAAACCUGAAGUCUAGGGUAGAUCAUAGUUCAACAGAAAUAAUCCUGCCCGCUAUGGAAGUAACUCUGACAAUGGUGCACCUUAGUGUAAAUAAAAAUUUCUGAUGUGUCCAGGA
Molecule: messenger RNA, 2787 nt
Organism: Ornithorhynchus anatinus (platypus)
Lineage: Eukaryota; Metazoa; Chordata; Mammalia; Monotremata; Ornithorhynchidae
Product: C-type lectin domain family 12 member B-like
Exons: 6
Coding region: 398-1162 (254 amino acids)
Molecular function (GO): signaling receptor regulator activity
Source: RefSeq, a predicted model, not a curated record